CCGAGGGUUUGGUCUACUUCGCAUUAAAAACCCUGCCUCAAACCCCCGAGUAGGAGGCAGAGCGCGCGCGGCCGUGACGCACUUCUCCGGCUCGCGGCGCCCGCGGGGGAGGUGCGCCCCAGGUGAGGGGCCCCCAGGCCGGGUUGCCGGGGCGACGCUUCCGCACGCGCGGAGGGGGCGGCGAGCCCAGGGCGCGCGCAGCCCGGAGGAGCAGGGGAGUUGUGAGUAGGGCGGCUAGACCUGCCCGGCGCCGCCACUCCGCGGUCGGGAGCGCGCUCACUGCCGCGCCUCCUCUCCGCUCUUCCUCGGCUCUCGUCGGCGGCGGCGACGCGGCGUAGUAGACGUUGGGGCUGCGGGAAGGCGACGAGCACCGGGUCGGGAUGAACAGCGGCGGCGGUUUCACCUUGGGCCUGGGCUUCGGCCUGACCAACACGGCUGUGAUUCAGGUGACUAACCUGUCGUCGGCGGUGACCAGCGAGCAGAUGCGGACCUUGUUCACUUUCCUGGGAGAAAUCGAAGAGCUGCGGCUUUACCCCCCGGACAACGCACCUCUUGCUUUUUCCUCCAAAGUAUGUUAUGUUAAGUUUCGUGACCCAUCGAGUGUUGGUGUGGCCCAGCAUCUAACUAACACGGUUUUUAUUGACAGAGCUCUGAUAGUUGUACCCUGUGCAGAAGGUAAAAUUCCAGAAGAAUCCAAAGCCCUUUCUUUACUGGCUCCUGCUCCAACUAUGACGAGUCUGAUGCCUGGUGCAGGGUUGCUUCCUAUACCAACUCCAAAUCCCUUGACUACACUUAGUGUCUCACUUAGCAGCUUGGGAGCUAUACCGGCAGCAGCACUAGACCCUAACCUUGCAACACUUGGAGAGAUACCACAGCCACCACUUAUGGGAAAUGUGGAUCCUUCCAAAAUUGAUGAAAUUAGGAGGACUGUCUAUGUUGGAAACUUGAAUUCCCAGACUACCACAGCUGAUCAGCUACUUGAAUUUUUUAAACAAGUUGGAGAAGUGAAAUUUGUUCGUAUGGCAGGUGAUGAGACUCAGCCAACUCGAUUUGCUUUUGUGGAAUUUGCAGAUCAGAACUCUGUACCACGAGCUCUUGCUUUUAAUGGAGUAAUGUUUGGAGACAGGCCACUGAAAAUAAAUCAUUCCAACAAUGCAAUAGUAAAGCCCCCUGAGAUGACUCCUCAGGCUGCUGCUAAGGAACUAGAAGAAGUUAUGAAGAGAGUACGAGAAGCCCAGUCAUUUAUCUCAGCGGCUAUUGAACCAGAGUCUGGAAAGAGCAAUGAAAGAAAAGGCGGCAGAUCUCGUUCCCAUACUCGUUCAAAAUCCAGGUCUAGCUCAAAAUCACAUUCUAGAAGGAAAAGAUCACCAUCAAAACACAGGAGCAGAUCCCAUAACAGGUCACGUUCGAGACAGAAAGACAGGCGUAGAUCUAAGAGCCCCUACAAAAAACGUUCUAAGUCUAAGGAGAGACGGAAGUCAAGGACUCGUUCACGUUCACGGGACAAGAAAAAAGAAAAAGAAAAUCGAGAAAAGAUCAAGGAAAAAGAAAGACUGAGAGAAAAAGAAAGGGAUAGGGACAGAGAAAGAGAAAAGGAACGAAGUAAAAAUAAAGAAAGAGAUCGAGAAAAGGACAAAGAGAGAGAUCGGGAAAAAGAUCAAGAAAAAGAGCAGGAAAAGGAGCGAGACAAAGAAAAGGAGCAGGACAGAGAUAGAGAACGAGAAAAGGACAGAGCCAGAGAGAUAGAUGAGAAAAGAAAGAAGGAUAAGAAAUCCAGAACACCUCCCAGAAGUUACAAUGCAUCAAGAAGAUCUCGUAGUUCCAGCAGAGAAAGACGUAGGAGAAAGAGCAGAAGUCCUUCUAAAUCACCAAAAACAUCAAAAACACUAAAAAGAAAGUCUUCUCGGUCUCCAUCACCCCGGAGCAGAAAUAAGAAGGAUAAAAAGAAGGAAAAAGAAAAGGACCAAAACAUAGAAAGAAAAGACAGAGAACGUUCAACAUCUAAGAAAAAGAGCUUUAAAGACAAAGAUGUAAAAGACAAAUUGGAAAAGAACACAAGUACACUGAAGGAGAAAGAACACACUAAGGAAGUACCGGAUAUAGGGAGUGAAAAAAUAGACGAUGACAAAGAAGCUCCAAAGACUGAUGAAAACAAAGUACAGCAAAAUGGGAAUUGCCAACCAAAUGAAGAAAACCUUACUGCCAAGGCAGAAAUGGUAUAGGGCCAAUAGAUGUGUACCACUAAACUCAGUUGUAGAGUGGAAUCCAAAGCUUUUAAUUCUCUCAUUAAGAAGCCAACAGUCCAGUCGAAUAUCGAUAUGUAUGAACAGCUCUUACAGUUGUCAGAUGACUUUAUGGUCAUCUUAUUACAGAGAAAGGAAACCAAGCAUGGACAUUAUGAAAACAAGGGAUGUUACCCAAACUGACUCAUCUAAAAUCCAUGCAUUUCCAUGAUGGCUGACCUACUUUUGAAAUGAUUUGUUAAGUGUUUGCCAAGGACCAUUACAAAGAUCUGAAUCUGCAGUGCUCAGAAAAGUGGAAGAUAAUGCAUUGGAGGCUGUUCAAAUACUGCUAGUUAUUGAAUUUUGUAUUUUGCUUUUUUGUUUUAAUUUCAAUAUAUAUUGUUUGAUGAUGUGCUUGAAAAUGGUGCAAAAUAUAUAACUACACCCCUGUAAAUGAAAUAAGACAUUACUUCACGGUUUUACAGUGAUUGUGUUAAAUGCCUACUAAUAGGUUUUCAUUUGCUCACAUUUUGGGAUACCAGUUCUUUAUCUAAAAUAUUUUUUCAGAUUAAAAUUGCUUAAAUGUGUGGAUUUUUAAAAAAGUAGUUUAGUGGUGCAUGCUAACUGUUCCAUUCCAAAAAAGGAAAAGCAACCAUGUUGAAUACUAAUAUGCUUAAUUUUUUUUCCUCCCAAAGUGAGCAUAUCUUUUAACCUUUGUUAAUAUUUUGAAAUUUAUUUUUGUGUCUAGUCAGCUGCAAAUGGCAUGGGUGUUCUUAACAAAAGGAAACCUGGUUUUCAAAACAGGCUAUGGGAGCACAAGCUGAAGCUUUAGUGCCUUCUAGUGUUUUCUAGUAUUUUAUAUGUGCUAGUCAUUCUCAGUUCAUACUGAACCUAGAUAGCUAUUCCACCCACCCCCAUAGAGAAAUGUGCAAGUAGUAUGGAAGAACAGCUUCUUAGUUCACCUAAUACAAGAAAGAGUUUAGGUCUUUAAGGUUUAUAGCAUGAAGCAAAAAUACAGUUUGGGGACCAUCAGUUUUAUACUCUUGUAGCUGAAAGUGAAGCAUGUUCUUAUUUUGCCUAAAUCAAAGGAAGCCCUUUAAUUCUCUACAUUGGAUGGCCUUAAUCAUUACCUCACAAUCAUUUUCUCUAAUGCUGGUUAUGUGAUGUGCAAAAACUGUACCUGAAAGGGGUAAAGGUAUGUAUGGCUUUUUCUUUUAUUUUUUUUCCCUAAAGGGUUAAAUUUACUUGAGUUUAAAUUACAAGUCAUUAGUCAUUCUUGGGGUCAGCUUUUUGUAAGAAAGCACUUAUGUAGGAGAAUGACAUUUAUGAAGAUUUUUUCCAAAAAGCUCAACUCAUGCUUUCAGAUUUCCUUACAUCGUUGUUAGAUUUUCCCUUAAGAAGUCAUACCUUUUAAUUAGCUCUUAAUACUAAAUCAAGUAUAAUUAUUUUAAUGCAACAUAAUACAAUCAAAUUUACUCAGUUGCCUUACCUCAUGGGAAGUUACUUCUGUAAAUUUAGAAAGCUGAAUAGUGUGCUCCUUACCUGCUUUUCAUUUGAUUUUCCUUUAAUGGCUAAUACUAUUGAAAGUAAAGUUUUGUGGAGAAUGGAAAGUUGCCCAUAUUUCAAGUAACGAAUCCUGGUUUGAUUAUGAAGCUGCUUAAUCACUCUUCACAUGUUCAGAAUUAUAGUUUUUUGCCACUGUGUACAUUAAAACUUUGUAAAAUGCUUUACUAUGUAAAGUAUAGAUGGUCAUUUUUAAUGCUUCAGCCACAUUCAGUUGGCUGGUAAAACAGCUUAUUCUCAUAAAAGAGUAACUUGUGUGGAUGGAAAGACCAGAGGAUUGUGUGUUUUGCAACAACUGUCUUAUUUAUGAUAUGUAAGUAGUGUAGAGCAAACAUUGUUUGAAUCUUUGUUAUUCUUAAUAACCAUUUCACUAAUAAAACCAAGUGUUUUACAGGGAAGUUUUUGUUUAUGCAUUUCAGAAGAGCAUUUUAGUAUAAUCCUGCCCUAAUUCUACUUGGUUUAGUAGAGACCUUUCAUUUGAAAAAUGCAUGCUUAUAGACUGUCUAUAAAACAGUCGUUUAAGGCUCUGUUUUUUGGUUGAACUCUGAUCUCAAUUAAAUGAACCUUGUGUUAGUUAAAAUUAAUUUGGUUUCUGCUGCUGCUGCUGCUGGUUUUUCUUGGUAUUCACUUUUAAAAAUAAUCUUAACAAUCAAAGAUACUGAUUUUUUUUAAAUUGGAAAAUGAAUAGCAAAUGAUUUACAAACCUAAACAAAGAGCUCUAGAGAGUUAAAUUAGAUUGUAAUGUGGAAUUUUCCUAAAUGAUGUGAGAAAGUCUGAUUGACAGCAAUGGUUUCUAGAUUCAGAGAUAGUAUUAUUGUCCUAAAAAGCAUGUAUUUUCCAUUUCAGCAUUACUACUCUAUUACAUUUUAAUUUACUUUGCUUAAAGAUUUGGUUUUCCAUUUUAUCACCUCAUUCUCUUGCUUCCCAUUUGACAGGAAUAUUUUGAAUUAAGAAUUUAGAGACAACCUUUUUGAGAUUAGAUACCUCUCUAAUUUGUAGGUUUCCUUUUAACUUAAUUAAACAGACAAUUCAUUCUUUUCUGGGACCACAGUAGGUAAUACAUAUGCCUUGCAUUCUGGCAAGUCUUGUUAUUCAACAGUGUUACAUACUGAACAGAUAAGCAACAAAUUAGUCCAUCAUUAGUUUGGUUUAAUAAAUAAACUGGUUUCUUAACUUUAAAAAAAUGUGUACCUAGUUUCAACCAGUACAAUUUUUUUAUCUAAUACAAAUUAACUUCAUAGUAAAUAUUUUCUGUAUAGUUUACUUUCCCCCCCAUGUUACAGAAUUCAUUUCUUGGAGAAGCUAAAGUACUUUGCUAUUGUUGGGAAUAUUAUAGACUUGGAUUUCAACAUGUAUUUUAAAAUAACCAAUAAUCUAAGAUACUUUUUGAUAUUAAGAGAUUUUCUUCUAUGGUGCUAACCAUUUCCAGAACUAUCAGUAUCUAAUAUUUUUUUCAGACUGUUACCUAUCUUUUUAGAUUAGAAUAAACAACAGUCACUGACCCACAUCUAGGGUUUAGUCUUCAAAUGAAGGAACUUAUAAAUUGAUGAAUUAUUUCUGUGGAAAUCAAAUAGCAAGUUUUUGUUUGUUUUUUAUCCUAUUCAGGUAUUUCUGUGUAUGAAUUGAUUCUUAGCAGCUGAAUUAGUAGUAGAAACUAAGCCAUUUUAUGGUGUGCUUUUAAAAAUCAAAACCAUAAAUUUGAAUAAUUUAUCUUUCAUAAAUUAAGUACCAUUCAGUACCGUUAACUUAAGAUUCUAGUUCUGUGGGAUCUCAAGUAGGAGGAUUGAGUGUCAAAUGUUCCCUAUAUGUUUCCAUAGUUUUAUUUCAUACUGCCCUUCCAUUCAGUAGGUUCUUAUAUUCUGUUGAGCCAGCUCAAAGUGGCUUAUUUUACACCCAUCUGCUGAUAACAUUUGAAAAUUUAAAAUCAGAUUGGCUUCACACUUCAAAAAUAAUGUAAUGCUUUUGAAAGGUGCUGAAUUGACAACUCUGGAGAGAGGCACCUUCAGCAUAAAUAACUGAAAUCUAAAUAUCCCUAACAUAUUCAACAAAUGUGCCUCAACCUGCCUUAUAGGUCCUUUUCAGGGGCAGAAAUGGGCCCUCAAUCCUGGACUGCUCAGUGAGUUAUCUUUCCAAAAAAUAUUUUCAUUGGUGAAGUGCCCUUGCUCUGGAAUAAAAAUAAUUCCUAAGGCAAAAGCCGCUAAACCAGCUACACUUUUUGACCAUGUUCAGUUAGGUUGGAUUUCUUAAUUCAUAGUAAAUCUAUUCUCAUUUUACUCUUAAUUCUCUGCCCUAGAAUUUUAUUUGUUAUGAAUUUAUAGCAGUCUUAGAUGUGAUACUUUUAUGACAAAUUUUAGCUUCUGGUCUAUUCUGAUUUUUAAAUGUCGCCUUACCUUGAUAAUUUUUCGAAUUAAAAACUGCCAAAUUUUGAAUGACCUUGCAUGCAUUUCACCUCAGAGGUACUUACACUAAAAUGGAAGAACAUAUUCUUUAUUGUUUUUAGGUCCCUCCAGGCUAGCUCUAAGGCAGCUUUAAAGCAUAAACAAUUACUUCUAGCUUUGGAUGUAAAUUCAAACUCUUGGAAAUCACUUGGAGAAUCUAGAACUAAUGAAGUUGGUUUGCACCAAUUUUAGGCUGCCAGUGGAUAAUGAACUGCUAGGGAAUAAAUCAGAGAAGGAUCUGCUCAAGAAUUCCCUAAUUUUCAUAGCAGUUUAUUUUUGGUUAGAUCUUACUGUGUAGCUUAUACAGUCAAUUCAGUUGAACAGUUAAAUAAUAUCCCACAUUUUGAUCUCAUUUAGUUUUAUCAAAUAAUGCUUGUUACAUGAUUCUCUUGGUUAUAAAGCAGAGAGAUUAAAAUUUAAACAUCUAAAGAAAUGAUGUACUACAUGGGUGGUAUAUAUUUAUGGGUAGAGCCAAUAUUAAAUGGUACUAGUAAAGCUAUGUCCAAUGAUGCUGCUAUUAUGUUGCUAUAUUUUUAAUAAAAUUAAACUCUUAAAAAUCA
Molecule: messenger RNA, 6783 nt
Organism: Phascolarctos cinereus (koala)
Lineage: Eukaryota; Metazoa; Chordata; Mammalia; Diprotodontia; Phascolarctidae
Gene: SREK1
Product: splicing regulatory glutamic acid and lysine rich protein 1
Cellular component (GO): nucleoplasm
Molecular function (GO): RNA binding
Source: RefSeq, a predicted model, not a curated record